UACAUGUAUUAGCCAGUUACUGAAAUCAGUGUUCGAACAGAAUUCAAUGGCAAAAAUGGCUGAAAGCGCACGGAUGCUAAUAUGCUGCUUGAUUCUGGUAAUGUAUUCAGUUGAUGCAGGUUCAAAGCGUAAUUAUGCAAUUUUAUUAGAUCGCGUCAAUUAUACUAUACAUCAGAAGGGUUUAAUGACAGUGGAGCAAUUUCAAUGUGGCAAAAAUAUGAUUGGCUUAAACACGUUUACUUUACACCUCAAAGUAGAACAAAAUAUUACCAAUUUUCAAUUGCGCGAUAAUUUGCGCAUUAUACGAGAAAAAAACAUUACUAAUACAGCGAUAACUAAUAUAACAAAUGCUUGUGAUAUGUUAAGUGGAGACUAUGACAGUACAAUUAUAAAACAAAACGUAAUUGAAUUGCAACAAUCGGCCAAACCAUUGCUGUUGUGUCCAUUAAUGGAGAACGCGCUCUAUACCAUCAGUAAUUUUACUUUACGACCCAGUUUGAUGCCACCUUACAUACCGGUAAUGAGUUAUAUUGAAACACUUGAGAUAUGGUAUGCUGGUGUACACUAUCUGGAUAUCAUAUUUGAAGGUAGAGUAACAAAGGCAUAAACACAAAAAAUAAAUGAAUAUCUUGUAAUUAAUUAAAUACCA
Molecule: messenger RNA, 649 nt
Organism: Zeugodacus cucurbitae (melon fly)
Lineage: Eukaryota; Metazoa; Arthropoda; Insecta; Diptera; Tephritidae
Exons: 3
Coding region: 47-607 (186 amino acids)
Source: RefSeq, a predicted model, not a curated record